AAAUAUUGGCCAUUCGGAAUGUUGCUGUACACCAAGGAGCUCGUGGCACCUCGUCCAAAUCGCGGUCAGGGUCUGCUGCGCUUCAAGCAGAAUCUGCUCAGGAAGAAGGUUGUGAAUCCGCUGAGGGAUUCAUUUUCACAUUCCACCAUACAUGGCAUGCGGUAUGUGUUUUUGGAGAGUCAUUUCUGGGUGCGCUGCCUGUGGCUGGUCAUUGUAGUGGGAGCGGCCGUCACCUGCUUCAGCCUGUACUCCGUCCUGAUGCAUCGUCACAACGAGCAGCUGCUGGUCAGCGUGAUAGACACCACUCAAUUGCCAGUAUACCACAUCGACUUCCCCGCGGUGGCGAUCUGCCCCUGGAAUCAUGUCAACUGGUUACGUGUUCCAGAUUCCGCCCUCCGAUUCUUGCCCCGCAACGCUGAUAGCGAGCUAAGGGAAACGUUUCGCCAGUUUCUUCUUGUCCUGGAGCAGACAACCUUCGUGAACUUCAAUAAAGCAAUCAGACUGUCCGAGCGCAAUCUUACAGCGCUGGCAUCGUUGAAUAUGAAAACAGUGAUCAACUACUUGUCGCACCGCUGCGACGAGCUGUUCGUCCCGGACUCCUGCGUAUUCGAUGAGACGCCCUACGACUGCUGCAAGCUUUUCGUGCCGGAGCAAACCGAAAAGGGGCAGUGUCUGGUCUUCAACUCUCUCAUCUCGGAACACUCGCGCAAGAAGCAGAUCACCAACAAGUUCUACCCGUACAAACUGAGCACUGCAGGCGAAGAGUCGGGUCUCCAGUUCACCAUCAACUUGAAUGUAUCCUAUCUGCGAGCUGGCACAGAGCUUCCCUUUGGAAUGAAUCUAAUGAUCAAGGAGCCUCGUCAGUGGUCCAACAAUAUGCUUUCUCACCUCCAUCCGGACACAGAGAACUUUCUGGCAGUACAUCCCAUGGUCACCGAGACAUCCCCGAACACAUACGAUAUGAGUCCCAAGAGGAGACGGUGUUACUUUGAUCACGAGAAAAACCCUCACUAUCAGGGCACAACACUGGCCUAUAAUCGGGAAAAUUGCAUGACAAUGUGCCUUCAUCAGGCAGUGAUAAGGAUCUGCAACUGUACGACACCAGCUUUCCUACCACCCAUAGAGGGCAUCCGUGAGUGCGGAGUUGUGGAUGCCAAAUGCCUCAGCCUCAACGCCGAUGUCUUUAGCUAUGUGAAGGUGCGCGACCAGGAUAAGUUCAUCAACGACUGGCGACGCGGUCACAUCUGUCAUUGCCCCGACAAUUGCAACUCUCGAAAGUACGUUAUGACGCUCAACGUCCGCAAAUUGAAUUACGAUAAGAACGAGACCAACAGAGUAAUUAAGGCACAGAUAUAUUACGGCCAGCGAGUGAUGACCAAAAUCGUGACCAAGUUGAAGUACACAGAUCUCGAUAUAUUAGCCAAUUUUGGGGGUAUCGUAAGUCUAUAUAUUGGCGCCUCUGCAAUGAGUUUCGUCGAGCUUUACAUCAUGCUGGGAAAGCUUCUGUGGACACUUAUCACGGAAGCAUACUCUAAGGCAAAAGCGUGGAUUACACUGGCAUAACUGAUAAUGAAACGAUGACAUAUAUAUUUACUCUGUCGUUGAUUGGUUACGAAUAAAACAAUUGAGAGUUGAAAAGCUUAA
Molecule: messenger RNA, 1644 nt
Organism: Drosophila guanche
Lineage: Eukaryota; Metazoa; Arthropoda; Insecta; Diptera; Drosophilidae
Product: pickpocket protein 19
Exons: 5
Coding region: 19-1563 (514 amino acids)
Biological process (GO): sodium ion transmembrane transport
Cellular component (GO): membrane
Molecular function (GO): ligand-gated sodium channel activity
Source: RefSeq, a predicted model, not a curated record